UGUAAAGUGCAACAUGAUAUAUAUGCAUAAGAAAGCUAUAUAAUCUGCAAUUCUCCAUCAAUUUUUCAUACAAUUAGCAAUUACCUUAAUAUUUCGUCAAUAGCUAUAUGUAUACCUUUCUAUAUUUUUUGUCUCUUCCUUUUCUUCUUCUUAUAGAAUUCUAUUUUUCGAAUUUGCGUCCUUACAAAUCCGUGCACGAUCACACUAUGCUUAUUUUAAAUACAAUAGUUCUCUGGUAUUUCUGAAGAGGGCGUUAGCGCACGGACAAGUUUUCAGAAGCCAUAUUCAUUUUUAUAUCACUUCAGGUCAUAUGUCAUAUAUACAAAAUCCACACAAUUAAAUGGUACAUACACACAUUAUAAAAUAAAACUACAGAAACACUGUUUGCUGUUUUAAAUCCAGCUAAAUUAAAUUUUCCAACUUCUUCUAAUUAAUUGUAUUUUUUUACAUUAAUCGUAUUUGGAUAUAUUUUUGAUUGUGUCGCAUGACAUUUAAUGAAAAACGCGCGUUCCCUCUUUCCGAAUUUAAUUAAUAUCCUCUUUCAUCUUUCUUCUAUUUUUUUUUUUUUUUUAUUCAUUUUCCUCUAUUUGUCAUAUUUAUAUUUGUCAUUCAAGGAUACCUUACAAAUCGCUCGCGUUCAAUCAUUCGCAUAUGUAUAUAUUCGAGUGGCGCGUCUCGUGAAGAAGUAACGUCACGAAAAUUCGUCGUUAGAUUUCGUCCACGCGAGUUUUUAUCGUCAGUAUUCCGGGUAGUGUUUAUUGCUCCGAAAGCAUGCUCGAACAAAUAGCGGAAGAGAGAAUUACGCGAGCUGGAGUAUACGUAGGUUAGAACAACCGCUCCGUCUGGAAAACUCUCUGUCUGGAAAGUGAUAUAAUACGUAUAAUGGAUGUAGAGAGAAUCGCAAUGUUUGCCGGCGUCGGCUUCGCCAUCGCCGUCGGCUUAUUUGUCUUGUGGGGCCCGUCACCGAAACCCAGAAAAAAAGGCCAAGUUAUCGGGAUCAAUAAUUUGGGAUAUACAUGUUUCCUGAAUUCUCUUUUGCAAGCACUGGCUGCUUGUCCUACAUUUAUUCUCUGGCUUCAAAGACAGCAGGAGAAGAACAGGAACUUUGCCGAUACACUACUCUCUGUCCUUAAGAGUAUGAGAUUUGGUGAUGCGGUGAAGUUUCUCGAUAGUGGUUUUACGACGAUACAGGGUAAACAUAAAUAUCGGUUAUGCGCGGUAAUCGAACAUCGUGGGCCCGUGGAUUCCGGUCACUUUGUUUGCUUUAGACGCGGAAAUAAAACGGAUCAAUGGUUAUACACAUCCGACAUUAUUGUCGAGAGCGUAUCUUUGACGCAGGUGUUGCUUGCUAGUCCGUAUUUGCUUUUCUACGAGCGUAUUAGCGGCGUUUAUCCUAGCUAGGAAUAAAUUUUCGAGGUGAUAGGCAAUCUAUAGGAAUUACAUAAUUGCGCAUCGAUCAGUAAUGGAAGUCCGUUCUUUUUAGCUACGCUCUUUCACGCUUUCGGCGUUUAAAGUGGAGCGAACGAUAGUGAUGGAAAUAAUGUGGAAAGGUAGAAUUAUAAAUUUGCAAAUAAGCGUGUAGAAAGUGCAGCUGGAAAAAGAACAGGAAUAAGAUUUGAAAAAUACAAGAGACUGUCGAAUUUUCCAUAAUUAGUUUAGUGUCGCUCGAUAUUUGCGAUGUAAUUGCGAUAAUACUUUGUUAUAAUCUGCGACUAUAGAGCGCGUCCCUAGGUGAUAUUUUAUAGCAGUGGCAAAAUAUAUCAAGUAUAUAAUCCAAAAUUCAGAAGCAUUUCAACAAAUGCAAUAAUAAUUGCUAUUAUUAAAUGCUGACGAAUCUAACAGAGUAGUUAGUUUUGUGAAACUUCUUGCUUCUGACACAGUGAUAGUAGAUCUCUAUCAGAAGAGAUUGUCAAUUCUUAUACAAAUCGUUUUUUGAUCAAUUCAUCAUCAUUAAACUUCAUUUUAAUGAGGACUAGGAUCGUGCCAAUGAAAAAAUCUCUGAAUUAAAUUUAUUGAGAGGGAUAAGCGAAAUCUUGUAUUUUUUUAUUAUAUGUUUAUAUCUUAUAGGGCUCUUCAAGCUCUUGCAAUAUGUGCAAUUGUUAAAAAUAUUACUAUAAUUAUAAAGACUGUGAAUCUAAUUAAUAAUUUUUUUGUAUAUAUCAAAGAAUUAUUUUUCUUUCUGGAUAGCAUAAAGGAACAUGCUAAUUACCAGAAUAAAUUUACUUUAAGAACUAACAUAAAAUACCUAACAUAUGUAAUUUAAAAUCUUAUAGAAAAUGUAUCAAAUCGAAAUAAAAUAAUAAAAAUGCAGGACAU
Messenger RNA from Formica exsecta, 2316 nucleotides. Its product is annotated as ubiquitin carboxyl-terminal hydrolase 30 homolog. Lineage: Eukaryota; Metazoa; Arthropoda; Insecta; Hymenoptera; Formicidae. Gene Ontology annotation, biological process: protein deubiquitination. Gene Ontology annotation, cellular component: cytosol; nucleus. The record is from RefSeq and is a predicted model, not a curated record. Gene Ontology annotation, molecular function: cysteine-type endopeptidase activity; cysteine-type deubiquitinase activity. The transcript is spliced from 3 exons. Bases 883 to 1401 code for a protein of 172 amino acids.